CACUCAUUCACAUGUACUCAACUCUCAUGGAAUAUUGGUGCAUAUAAAUAGGUGAAUGUGUUGCAACAUUGUAGUGGUUGAUUGCAACGCUCACAUACAUAAUCACAUCGAUGUCGAACCGAUGGAGGUUUGUGGUGGUGGUGACGCUGUUCACCUACUGUCUAACAUUCGAACGUGUGUCAACCUGGUUGAUACGUAGUGGUGAACCUGUGCAACACCCCGCUGAAUUCCCGUUCAUCGCAUUCUUAACGACAGAGAGAACAAUGUGUACAGGCUCACUAGUCUCAACGAGAGCAGUACUCACAGCUGGUCAUUGUGUUUGCUCACCAUUGCCAGUGAUUCGGGUUUCAUUUCUCACACUGAGGAAUGGCGACCAACAAGGCAUCCAUCACCAACCGUCUGGAGUUAUGGUGGCACCAGGAUACAUGCCCUCUUGUAUGUCGGCACGACAGAGGAGACCAAUCGCACUGAGACUCAGUGGAUUCGACAUUGCAAUUGUAAUGCUGGCUCAAAUGGUCAACUUACAGAGUGGAAUCACAGUGAUCAGUCUGCCACAUCCAUCGGAUAUCCCGCCACCUGGAACUGGUGUUUUCAUUGUUGGUUAUGGAAGGGAUGAUAAUGACCAUGAUCCGUCACGUAAGAAUGGUGGAAUUUUGAAGAAAGGUCGAGCGACUAUCAUGGAAUGCCGACAUGCGACCGAUGGCAAUCCUAUUUGUGUGAAAGCAGGUCAGAAUUUCGGACAGUUACCCGCUCCAGGUGACAGUGGUGGACCUCUCCUCCCAUCCCCUCAAGGUCCAGUACUCGGUGUUGUAUCACAUGGUGUCACACUGCCAAACUUUCCCGAUAUCAUUGUCGAGUAUGCCAGUGUGGCUAGAAUGUUGGAUUUUGUACGCUCCAAUAUUUGA
This is a messenger RNA of Schistosoma rodhaini, 905 nucleotides long. Lineage: Eukaryota; Metazoa; Platyhelminthes; Trematoda; Strigeidida; Schistosomatidae. The record is from the annotation of a GenBank genome assembly.